This is a messenger RNA of Metopolophium dirhodum (rose-grain aphid), 2288 nucleotides long. RefSeq lists its product as uncharacterized. The coding region runs from base 228 to 2039 and encodes 603 amino acids. Lineage: Eukaryota; Metazoa; Arthropoda; Insecta; Hemiptera; Aphididae. The record is from RefSeq and is a predicted model, not a curated record. The transcript has 6 exons.
CUCGUCGAUAACGUAAACGCUGAACCGUAAACAAUAAACAUUAAAAUCUCGAAAUCUGGCAGUUCUAGCUGCAACCGUAUUUCGUUGUUUGUGAACUAACCUACGUUAACUACGAUCUUGCAUUUUAAAUUUGAUGAUGUGCGUUACAAAACAGCUUUGAAACAUCUAUACACAGAUUAUAUAUAUAUUCUGUUCCAUUUGAAUAUAGAAUAAUUAUCAACAUCAAUAUGGGAAGCAGAUUUGAGGGUUUCGAUGGAUGUUUUAGCAUGUAUAUUAAUGAUACAGUUGCAUUACAAUGUUUACGAAACACAAAUGAUAGACGUAUACUACUUGAUACUAAAAUUGCAAAAGGAACAGCAACUAGACUUGACAUGAUGUCUCAAUUAAACACCGAAUUGCAAAUAUUUGAUGUUUUCCUCAAGAAUGUUGAAAGUAAAAAGAAAGCAAAAGAUUGUUGUGCAAUGAUCAAUAUUGUUAUUUCCAAUUUAACUAAACGUAUCAACAACAUGUGGAACACAAUUUUUUUAUUUUUCACGAUUAAUGGUGAAGUUGAUACAAAAUUUAUUGAAGUUUCGAAAAGCAUUAUAACGACUAGAUGCACCAACUGCAGGAGUUGUGAUGUAACAAUUGAAAGUAUCAUGAGAAACAUAGAGAUACUUUCAAUUCAAGAAGAUAGAAUUUUUAAUUUUUCUUCGUCUGAUUUUAUCAAAAUCCUUCAAACAACAGCGUUUGUAGAUAAAACGUUGAUGAUAAAAGAAGUUUUUUGUCACAAAGGAACAAAAGGAAUAGUUAUCACGGCUCCUCGCAAGUAUGGAAAAUCAACAAAUUUAACUAUGCUUAAAUACUUCUUGGAAAUUCAGGUAGACUCUCUGGGAAAGCCACUUACAAAGGCAAAGGCUAAUAAACCAAUUACAGACACAUCCAACUAUGAAUGCUUUAAAACCCUUAAUAUUAGUAAAGAAUCUUCUAUGAUGGAUAACCAUUUUGGUAAAUACCCUAUUUUAUACGUGAAUUGUGAUGUAGAAAAUGAUAUCAAAUCGUACGAUUGUGUUGUUGAUGGAUGUAAAGAAAUAAUUCACAAAUCCUUUCUAUUACAUAAUUAUUUACAAAAAAGUUCUAAACUGAGUAUUCAACAAAGGAAAUUAUGUAAAUUAUGGUGUGAUGAUGCAAGUUACAAAAAUCUUAAGAAGAAUGAAGACAUUUCAUCUGGUCUUAAAUUAUUGUGUACAUAUUUAACAGUUCAUUAUGAUAAGGCAUGUAUUGUUUUAAUUGAUGAACUCGACUUUUUUACACAGACAGUUACAAUAACGGAGACUUUGUUGAAAGAUUAUAAACUUAUUAUUUUGUUUUUGAGGAAAUUUUUAUCAUUUUUAAAAAACAAUAAUUUAGUUGUUAAAGCAAUUGCAACCGGAAAGUCUGGGUAUGCUAUUCAUAGCAUAGUGCCUACAUGUCUACAAAUACAACCGUUCUAUAAUUUUCAUAAGUUUACUGAUUUUUAUGGAUUAACUGAUAAUGAGUUGGAAUAUCUUUUCAACAAACCGGAAUUUAAACAUGUUUCAAUAACAAUAAAAGAAGUAAAAGAUUAUUAUGGUUCAUAUAAUAAAAUUGAUCAACUUACAAAAACGAAGAAUCAAAUUUACUGCAUAUGGUCAAUUUUAAAUGUUUUAAAAUGUAAAAGACUUGACAACUAUUGGCGAGACUUUGGAAAUGUUUUUUGUAAUUUUUCGAAUCCAACUAUUAAAGAUGUAAUGCAAAAAUUACUAAUUGAUGAACGUGUGAUGGUUGUGUUAUACCAUAAAGCACCAAGAAAAACUUAUCCAACCCCUCCUCCACUUAUUGCAGCAUCUGGAACCCCUACUAAGAAAUCAUUAGAUUAUUUUUUCAAUCUCAUGUUGGACUUAGGAUAUUUGACUCGUAAUUCAACUUCAAUAAUGGUUUUAGACAUAUUCAAUAAUACAGGCAGUUGUAUGGGGUAUGUAACAAUACCAAAUCAGGAAGUUGGACAUGAUAUUGAAAAAAAAAUAUCAUUGUUAUCUUAAAAGUCAUACUUUGUUAUUUAAUCUAAUAAUGUAGGUUUAUGUAAAUAAUAUUUUUGACAUUUUUUAAUAUUUUUUUUCUUUAAGAUGUAUGUCUAGCCAAAUAUGAAGAUUUUGUUUUUAUACUUAAUAACUCCAUUGAAUAUUUUUAAGUAAUGAAUUGUGUGUUAAAAUGAAUUUAAACUACACAUUAACAUUUGAAUGGAUUCAACUGUACAAUUAUUGUUAUAUGUAAUUUUUAUAUAUACCGUG